Mucor mucedo is the source of this 2004-nucleotide messenger RNA. RefSeq names its product PSP1 C-terminal conserved region-domain-containing protein. The record is from RefSeq and is a predicted model, not a curated record. NCBI's taxonomy places the organism in Eukaryota, Fungi, Mucoromycota, Mucoromycetes, Mucorales, Mucoraceae. The transcript has 5 exons. The coding region runs from base 74 to 1930 and encodes 618 amino acids. Gene Ontology annotation, cellular component: cytoplasm.
UUUUUUUUUUUUUUUUUUUAAUUCCCUCAAACAUAGACACUUUAGAAUUUAGAACAAGUCAUUUGUAGACAACAUGACACAAGCAAAGAAUAAUAAAACGAAAAUCACAAACGAAGAAGCGGGUGUUCCUAUCCUCAACUCAAAUCCCGACAAUGCUUGGAAGGCAGUAGGUAGUCCUUCCCGAAGAGGAAGCACCACGGCUAUGGGUCAUUUCUUGGAAAGUAACAGUCCUCACGACUCUCCUGUCAAUGACCACGUCGAGAUUAUAAGAAGAUCCUCUGUCGUUUCAGAGACUAACGGCAAUGGACCUAAUUGGGGUUCAUUUGGUGGAUUCCAAUGGGAAGGACCAUCUAUUUUUGAUGAAGAUGGUAAGCCAGUAACGGUUGCUCCCACUCAACCUGCGCCCGAUGCCAUUGAUUUAUAUGACAACAGUAUUCGUUCAGUACCCAUGCUGCCCAAUAUCUCGAUGGAACCCAUUUACCGUCAACAACGUAGUCUUUCAUUCUCGAUGGGUCAAGAGCCCACCUUUUUUGGUUAUGAUGAUUAUGAAGAUUCGACACCUACUCAACCUCAAUAUAAGCAACCCGCUUUUAACAGUUCCUUAGCUCCCAUGGUGGAAGAAGAAGAUGGUUAUCUGGAUGACUUUGAUUUCGCUCAUAUUCGUUCCCGAUCUAAAUCCUCUGGUGCUGCAUUUGGUUUAUUAUCUCAGACACAACAUUCUCGUUUAAUGAAUAAUGGUCAUGUCAGACGUGGUUCUGAACAGCAAGAAGAUUUAGCCAUUAAUCAACGUCGCCGAUCAUCUUCUCGGUUCUUUAACAUUGAUCAACCUACUGCAAAUGAUUUUAAUACAAACACUGGACAAAUGUCAUUGGGAGAUAAAGAAAGAUUAGACAUCAUUCAACGUCGUUUAUCAUCGCAGCAAGAAUAUUCGUUCCCCGAAACACCUGCAGCUGGAAAUUAUAAUCUGAUGCGAAGACAGUCAUUGACAUUGGCGACACAACCACCAAGUAACAUCCAACAAUUGGCUGACCAAUUAGAAAACACCCAUCUAAGAUCCGAAAUGAACUUUCAACAACCAUCACCUACGCAACCAUCACCAUCACAACAACAAUAUAUGUAUGUUCAACAACAACCUAAUUAUCAUAAUCCAUCUAGUUAUCUUCAUCUUCAACAACAACAGCAAUAUCAUCAUCAACAACAACAACAGCAGCAGCAACAACAACAACAUCAACAGCAGCAACAACAACAGCAUCAACAACAACAGCAGCAACAACAAGUUGCUGAUGAUUAUUUUGAAUCAGACCCAAGAGGAUUCCAAGAUCUCGGUAAAGGUAUUCCACUCCAUCGAUUGGAUCCCAAGGUACCAUUGUACAUGGUAGAGUUUAAAGGUGGUCGAACCGAUUUCUUUUAUGUGAUGGACUCGAGUCAGUUUUAUCCACAGAUUGGCGAUUUAGUGAUUGUUGAAGCCGAUCGCGGUAAAGAUCUUGGUAAGGUCUCUGCUAAUACGUUAUCGAUUGAUCAAGUUACAUUAUUGGAGCAAAAGAAACAAGCACAAUUACAACAGAUCGAGAAUAAAAACAAUGAAAAGGAAGAGGCAGAAGAGAACGCAAAAGCGCCUCGUGAGAUUCAUAUCAAACGUAUCUUUCGAUUGGCUACAGCAGACGAGAUCCAUCUCUUGUUGGUGAAGGGACAAGAUGAACACAAGUCAUUGAUUGUAUGUCAACAAAAGACAAAGCAGCGUAAAUUACCCAUGGAGGUGGUUGAUGCUGAGUAUCAAUGGGAUCGUCGCAAGUUGACCUUUUACUUUCAAGCUGAGAAUCGUAUCGAUUUCAGAGAACUUGUACGUGAAUUAUUUAAAAUUUACAAGACACGUAUUUGGAUGUGUGUCGUGACUCCCCCUUUAACUAUUGAUGAUAUUACUCCCUUAUAAACCCCCAUAUCUUUCAUUUCUUUUUAUACACUUUUUUUAAACCUCUAUAAAUAAAACUACUCUACACCCAAUAA